This is a messenger RNA of Silurus meridionalis, 936 nucleotides long. RefSeq names its product hydroxycarboxylic acid receptor 2-like. Bases 1 to 936 code for a protein of 311 amino acids. The record is from RefSeq and is a predicted model, not a curated record. Gene Ontology annotation, molecular function: G protein-coupled receptor activity. Lineage: Eukaryota; Metazoa; Chordata; Actinopteri; Siluriformes; Siluridae. The transcript has a single exon. Gene Ontology annotation, cellular component: membrane. Gene Ontology annotation, biological process: G protein-coupled receptor signaling pathway.
AUGUUGAACUCCUCGAUUUGUUGUGCUUUUGAGUCCCCUGUUUUAGACAAAAUCCUACCCCCUAUACUUAUCAUGGAGUUCGUUUUUGGCCUCACAGGGAAUAUUCUGGCCAUCUGUGUGUUCUUAUUCUAUGUGGAGACCUGGAAGCCGAACUCUAUCUACCUGGCAAACCUGGCUGUGGCUGACUCAGUGGUGCUCUUCUUAUUGCCAUUCAGAGCCGACUACUACAUCAGAGGCCAGGACUGGAUUUUCGGAGAUGCCUUUUGCCGUAUCCUGCUUUUCCUCAUGGCAACCAACAGGACUGCCAGCAUCUUCUUUCUUACCGCUGUGGCUGUGGACCGCUACUUGAAGAUUGUACAUCCACUUCAUCAUAUAAAUCGGUUGAACCUGAAGUACACGAUGUGGGUCUCUGCAGGCCUAUGGGCAAUGGACUUAAUAAUGACAACUCAGUUGUUAGCCUCGCCACACUUUUUCAAGGUCGGGAGUCACACCCAGUGUGAGAGUUUUAACAUAUGCCUUGGCAAUAGCCCACUGUCAAUCUGGUACAAUGCUUUCUAUGUGAUUCAGUUCUGUGUGCCAGGUGGUAUCAUCAUCUUUUGCACUGCCUGCAUUACAUGGCAGCUAAAAACCAAGACGAUGGACACUACAGGCAAGGUCAAAAAGGCUGUUCAGUUCAUUUUUGUUGUUGCCAUGGUCUUCCUCAUCUGUUUCUUUCCAAGCACUGCCUCACGCGUCGCUGUAUGGGUCCUAAAUACCUGGUACAAUGAGUGUUCAUACUUCAGUGAGGCAAAUUUGGCAUUUUACAUAUCAGUUUGCUUUACCUAUUUUAACAGUACGCUAAAUCCUCUGGUUUACUACUUUUCCACUCCUGCAUUCGGAGGUAUCAUACAGAGAGUUUUGAGAAGACUUACACAACAAAAAAAAGACAUAGCAUGA